CUCCUCUCGUCAUCACAACAAACAUACGCAAACAGGCAAGAAAGAAGAUCCGGCAGCAUUCAGAAAUGGCGCCCACCUUCGGCCGCUCCAUCUCCUUCCCUCUCAGCCCGGCGCUGUCCUCCAGGCACCACGUCCGCUCCGUCAGCCUCCCGUCGUCCCGCUCCCACCCGCUGCUCGCCCACCUCCAGAACAACAUCCGGGCCGUCCGCGCCUGGGUCGCCGAACCCACCGCCCCGGCCUCCUCGGGCCUCGCGCACCUCCACGCGCUCCACGCCGCGCUUGCCGAGCUCCUCCUCCUCCCGGAGGCGCGCGCCGCUCUACACAGUGGUGCUGCCACCGCAGACUGCCUCCUCGACGGCUUCCUCGUCCUCGCCGAUGCGCACGGCGCCUUCCAGGAGACAGUCCUCGAGGUCAAACGCCACGCAGCCGAGGUCCAGGCCGCGCUCCGGAGACGCGACCUGUCCCGGCUCUCCUCCGCGGUCCGCGCCCAGCGCCAUGCCGAGAAGGAGCUCGCCCACCUCGCUUCGUCCGUGCGCGCGGCCGCCAAGUUCCCCCAGGUGGUUGGCCCCGCGGCCAGCGCCGCGGAGGUCGAGGUGUCCGGUGUCCUCGCCGAGGCUGUGGCCGCCGUCGCGUCCGCGUCCGCGGCCGUGUUCUCGGCCUUGGAGUCCAUCUCCUCGGCCGCGACCACAGCCGCCGCGUCUUCUUCCAAGAAAUCAACGACGCUGGUCUCCUUGGUCAAGAGGACCAAGGCUGCUUCCUCCGACGAGAAGGAGAUGGCUGCGCUCGACAGGUUGGAAGACCUUGAAGAAUGCAUUGCGGAGAUGGAAGCCGGGAGUGACAAGGUGUUCAGGAGCAUCCUGCACACCAGGGUCGCUCUCCUAAAUAUCCACACCCAGACAUGCUAAUUUCGGACAUCAAAAGUCUCCAAAUUAACUCAAGUGUACAUAGAAACUGAACGAAUUAUUCCUGCAAAGAAAAAAAAUCUCUUG
This is a messenger RNA of Phragmites australis (common reed), 989 nucleotides long. RefSeq lists its product as uncharacterized. Bases 66 to 905 code for a protein of 279 amino acids. The transcript has a single exon. Gene Ontology annotation, biological process: root development; shoot system development. Lineage: Eukaryota; Viridiplantae; Streptophyta; Magnoliopsida; Poales; Poaceae. The record is from RefSeq and is a predicted model, not a curated record.